AUGCUUCAAACUCCAUCUCGAGCCUCAACUGCUUCGUCGUCGUCGUUUCAACCCUUGUCGCGCCAGAACACCAUGUCGUCCUAUGAUGGAUCACGCUCGGCGCGCCAGUCUAAGCGGUACUCCAUGUCCGCGCUGUACAUGUCUAUGUCAGCAAACGAGGGUGAAAUGCAAAUUGAAGAUGAUCUAGCCAAAGCCCAGAAAGUACUGCGAGAUUUGAAAACAAAGAUAUCCUCCCAGUCGAAAAAGAAUUUUGUUCUUGAAAAGGAUGUACGGUAUCUGGAUUCAAGAAUCGCUCUUCUCAUCCAGAACCGAAUGGCUCUCGAAGAGCAAAAUGAAGUCGCCAGCCACCUCGAGGAUGCUACCGAGGUUCAGGAAGGUGUUUUCCCAAAUGAUGACAAGACGCAGAAAUAUGGCAAUCUCUUGUUUCUCUUGCAAUCUGAGCCCAGGCAUAUCGCGCAUCUGUGCAGACUGGUUUCAAUGGCCGAAAUAGACUCCCUGCUGCAGACAGUCAUGUUCACAAUUUACGGAAACCAGUACGAAAGUCGCGAAGAGCAUUUGCUUCUAACCAUGUUUCAGUCUGUUCUGACAUACCAGUUCGAUAACACUCCGGAUUAUUCCUCGUUGCUUCGAGCCAACACACCCGUGUCUCGUAUGAUGACAACAUAUACUCGUCGUGGUCCUGGCCAGAGUUUUCUCAAAACUGUGUUAGCCGACAGGAUCAACAGCCUCAUUGAAUUGAAAGACCUGGAUCUGGAGAUUAACCCCUUGAAGGUUUACGAGCGCAUGCUGGAACAGAUUGAAGAGGAUACUGGCACCCUACCUGCAAAUUUGCCCAAGGGUAUCACUGGUGAACAGGCUGCCGAAAACCCCAAAGUCCAGGCCAUUAUCGAGCCCCGACUCACUAUGCUAACGGAAAUUGCCAAUGGAUUUUUGAGUACCAUUAUCGAAGGCCUGGAAGAGGCUCCUUAUGGUAUUCGGUGGAUUUGCAAGCAAAUCAGAAGCUUGACAAAGCGCAAAUAUCCUGAUGCAAACGACCAGGUUAUCUGCACUUUGAUUGGCGGUUUCUUCUUCCUUAGGUUCAUAAACCCAGCCAUUGUUACCCCCAAAUCGUACAUGCUUAUUGACGGAACUCCCGCCGAACGGCCGAGACGAACCCUGACCUUGAUUGCGAAGAUGCUUCAAAAUCUUGCGAACAAGCCUUCGUACGCCAAGGAACCCUACAUGGCAAAGCUUCAACCAUUCAUCCACCAGAACAAGGACAGAAUUAACAGGUUCAUGCUGGAUCUUUGCGAAGUCAGUGACUUUUACGAGAGUUUGGAAAUGGACAACUACGUUGCGCUGUCAAAGAAGGAUCUUGAGUUGGAUAUUACAUUGAAUGAAAUUUACGCCAUGCACGGACUUAUCGACAAACACUAUCAGGAGCUCUGCAAGGAUGAAAACUCACACCUGGCUGUUAUUAUGUCGGAACUUGGUCCAUCUCCAGCUCAAGUACCGCGCAAGGAGAACAGAGUGAUCAAUUUGCCAUUAUUUAGCAGAUGGGAAACUGCAAUUGACGAUUUAACCGCAGCGCUUGACAUCACACAGGAGGAAGUGUUCUUUAUGGAGGCCAAGUCCAUCUUUGUGCAGGUCUUGCGGACCAUUCCACAAAGCAGUGCUGUGUUGCGACGGCCAUUGCGUUUGGAGCGGGUGGCCGAUGCUGCAGCAACGAGCCGUAAUGAUGCUGUCAUGGUUCGCAAAGGCAUUAGAGCCAUGGAGUUGCUUUCGCAGCUACAGGAACUGGGCGUUAUCGACAAGAGCGACCAAUUCGAUCUAUUGCGAGACGAAGUCGAGCAGGAAUUGCAGCAUCUAGGCUCACUCAAAGAAGGCGUCAUUGCUGAGUCGGCGAAGCUAGAAGAGGUAUACAAGACGAUUCGUGACCACAACACAUAUUUGGUGGGCCAACUGGAAACAUAUAAGAGCUAUUUGCACAAUGUGCGUUCUCAGAGCGAGGGCACAAAGCGAAAGCAGCAGAAGCAGCAGGUGUUGGGACCCUACAAAUUCACGCAUCAGCAGCUUGAGAGGGAGGGAGUGAUUCAGAAGAGUAAUGUUCCGGAUAACAGACGGGCCAACAUCUACUUCAACUUCACUAGCCCUUUACCAGGUACAUUUGUUAUUUCGCUCCACUAUAAAGGUCGCAACCGGGGUCUUUUGGAACUCGACCUCAAGCUGGACGAUUUGCUUGAGAUGCAAAAGGAUAACCAGGAUGAGCUCGAUCUGGAGUAUGUGCAGUUCAACGUACCCAAGGUGCUUGCCCUGCUCAACAAGCGAUUUGCUCGAAAGAAGGGGUGGUAA
Messenger RNA from Metarhizium robertsii ARSEF 23, 2331 nucleotides. Its product is annotated as Rho GTPase activation protein. Gene Ontology annotation, molecular function: protein binding; GTPase activator activity. Gene Ontology annotation, biological process: regulation of actin cytoskeleton organization; regulation of GTPase activity. Lineage: Eukaryota; Fungi; Ascomycota; Sordariomycetes; Hypocreales; Clavicipitaceae. The transcript is spliced from 5 exons. Gene Ontology annotation, cellular component: cell cortex. The record is from RefSeq and is a predicted model, not a curated record. The coding region runs from base 1 to 2331 and encodes 776 amino acids.